Molecule: messenger RNA, 803 nt
Organism: Glycine soja
Lineage: Eukaryota; Viridiplantae; Streptophyta; Magnoliopsida; Fabales; Fabaceae
Product: peptidyl-prolyl cis-trans isomerase Pin1-like
Exons: 2
Coding region: 160-540 (126 amino acids)
Cellular component (GO): nucleus; cytosol
Molecular function (GO): peptidyl-prolyl cis-trans isomerase activity
Source: RefSeq, a predicted model, not a curated record
GAAGAGUUCAGCACUUUCACACAGUUUCCUUUCUUCUCUCUGGAGCUAGGGCGAGUGACCGGAGCGGCGAAGAUAGAGUCAGAUCGGAAGCGGAAGAAGGCGUCGACCUCGGCGGCGGAGAAGGAGAAGGAGAACCGCAAUAAGACUAAGAAGUCGAAGAUGUCGUCGUCGUCGUCGAAGACUGGUGGCGGUGGUGAGGUUAGGGCUUCGCACAUAUUGAUAAAGCACGAAGGUUCUAGAAGGAAGGCCUCGUGGAAGGAUCCAGAAGGCCGCAUCAUCAAGAGCACAACCAGAGAAAACGCGGUUUCUCAGCUCAAGGCCCUCCGCGACGACAUCGUUUCGGGCAAGGCCACUUUUGAGGACAUCGCCUCUCGCUUCUCCGAUUGCAGCUCCGCCAAGCGCGGCGGUGAUCUCGGUCCUUUUGGUCGUGGCCAGAUGCAGAAGCCUUUUGAAGAAGCAACUUUUGCUCUUAAAAUUGGUGAAAUAAGUGACAUUGUGGAUACUGACAGCGGAGUCCACAUUAUUAAGAGAACAAAAUGAGAUUAUUACGGAAUAAUCUCCUAAUAGGGAGAGACAUUAACAUCUGUAGAAGAUUUCCAGGAUUCUUGUUCAACUCAAGAUCUGUUGAUAUAUGUUUGAGACAUGGCGGUGUCAUGUUUUUGGAUGAUAUAUUGUUUUCUGACAAUUAAAAACAUGUGGUAUGCUUGUAAUUUUGAAAGACAUUUAUAAGGUUUGGAUUCUAUUGUCUUUGGGCUGGAGCUUCUCUCUUGCUGGGGACGGGAAUUUGUGGUUAAACCAGGUAA